Messenger RNA from Cladocopium goreaui, 1956 nucleotides. The record is from the annotation of a GenBank genome assembly. Lineage: Eukaryota; Dinophyceae; Suessiales; Symbiodiniaceae.
AUGCAGCGCUUGCGGCACUUGGGUGCCUUGUACGCCACUGCAGACUCCUCUGCUUGGGGAGUGCUCAAUGAAGAUUUCGAAUGGAUCUCCUUGAUCUGCAGUGAUCUUGACUGGAUGUGGACGCAGCUUCGAGGUUCUUCUGAUCUUCAAGAUCCCAAAAGGCAUCUUGCAUCAUGGACAUAUUUGAUGUUGCAUCAUAGAAACUACUGGAAAAAGCUCAUCUUGCGAGCUGGGGCUCAUGCGGCCGCGCAGAGAGACAAUCUCUACGACGUGCAGUGUUUCCAUCGCAACAUCCUUUCGCAGCUCCAUGAGCAUGGCAGUUUGGUGUCUCCUCCGCCCUAUGAAACCACACAGUUUCCCAAAGAGAUCUUCGCCUGCAUGGCUUGUGAGAAACGUUUCCCCUCUCGAGGGGGGUGUGGUGCGCACAUGUUUCGAAGCCAUGGAGUUUUUCAAACUGUGCGCAACCUCUUUGAUGGCACUCAAUGUGCAUGCUGUUUGAAGGAGUUCCACAGCCAUGGUAAACUCCAAGGACAUCUGCUACGUGCCGAGUUUUGCAGGCGCAGCCUUCAACGCAAGGGCAUUCAUGUCGCACCCGUCCCGGGCAUUGGUUCCAUUUCCAAUGGGCAUCUCGAACGUGCACAUGAUUGUGUCCUUCCUCCACUUCAAGCUCAAGGCCCACUUCCUGCACCAGGUCGACGAGCUGAACAUGAUGGCUAUGAUCUCAUUCUCUUUGAGGAGCUCUACACGAUCAUGCUGGACGCCACGGGCGUAGAGGAUUGCUUUCAACAUCUCAAACUGUGCAUCCAAGGACGAGUCAUCACAUGGGAGAGGCUUUUGCUGACAUUGCGUGCUCUGCGUGACGAAGCUACGCCAGCCGAUGUUGAGGCUCUUCCCAUCACGAAAGAGGCAUUUCAUUUACUCCUUGGCCGCCUUGAAGAUCCCCACACAUGGCCUUUUUUGACCCAAGACACGGUCAUCUUUGAAGGACAUUGGAACCGAGACGUUCAAGAUCUGGCUGAGUACUGUUGCCGUGAAGCUGAUGCCGCCGACGAGCACAGACUCCCUGAUCAAGUUCCUCGGGGCUUUGGGUGUGAGCGUUAUUUCUUGCACCUUUUUUCGGGCCGUCGCCGUAAAGGGGACUUCCAGUUCUUCUUUGACCGCUUGCGUGACACCAGUGAUGGCAUUUUGAUCCACAUCAUUUCAUUGGAUGUCGUGCUGAGCAGUGCUUGGGGAGAUCUUUUGAAGCCUUCAGCGAGAGAGUUCUGGAAGGAUGCGAUCCGUCGGCGCUUGGUUGCCGGCCUGAUCGGCGGACCGCCCUGCGAGACGUGGUCACAAGCGAGAGAGCGCUCGGUGGAUGCCCAUGGACGAGCUCCUCGAGUUCUUCGAACGGCUGAGUACCCUUGGGGGAAGGAAGCCUUGCGCCUUCGUGAGCUCUUGCAGCUGAGUGUGGGAAAUUCGCUUAUGGGCUUCCAACUUGAAGCAGUUGUUGCCCUGUAUUGCGUAGGUGGCAUUGCACUGACUGAGCAUCCUGCCCCGCCCAAGGCGGAAUCCUCAGUGUCAAUCUGGCGCACACCAAUUUUGAAACUCCUGUUGAGCUUGCCUGGUUUCGAACUCCUUCAUUUGGCUCAGGGCUUGUGGGGCGCGAAGUCUCCCAAACCUACUUCUUUGAUGGUCCUCAAUGCACCAGGCAUCCAACAGGAUCUUUUGCAAUGGCAGGUGACCAAGGAUGUUCCCGUACAGACAUCUAUUGGUGUCGACUUAGCUGGAGGCUGGUCGACGGCUGCCCUUAAAGAGUACCCACCAGCUCUGAACAGAGCGCUGGCACAGGGACUCUCCAAAGCACUCCGUCGUUGUGCAGUCGACGAGACAGUGCAAAUUUCUCAGGCCUUUCGAACUCUGAUUCAAAAGGGCCAGGUCAUCAAGGGCGAAUGGUCCAAGGGCCUGCGGGUGAAAUGA